This is a messenger RNA of Phoenix dactylifera (date palm), 2182 nucleotides long. RefSeq lists its product as uncharacterized. The record is from RefSeq and is a predicted model, not a curated record. Lineage: Eukaryota; Viridiplantae; Streptophyta; Magnoliopsida; Arecales; Arecaceae.
ACGUUGCCUUCGGGAGCGUUUUUUGACUGCCACGCGGCGAAGGGGGAGCAGGGUCACAGGAGGGAAGGGAGGAGCGAGUUCGUUGAGGGGAGAUAUUUGCUUUUGUUUAUUCUCGCUUCUUUGAUCUCUUCAUCUUCUUCUCCUCGACUUCCAGUUUUGAGGUCACACCCCACCCACCCCAGAAGGCUUUGGUGCUAGAAAGAGAGAGACAUACAAAAAUAUCAAUCAACUGAGUGAUGGAGGUAUAUGGAAAAUCUAUGAUUGCUGAGCCAAGUAAUGUGAUUUUUUUGUCCAGUAUUCUUAACAGGGAAGAGCCAAUCCCUAGCCACAAAUGUGAUAAGAGAUGCCAAAAUGAACAUGUAUUUGGAAACAUGUACCGCUGCAAACUAACAGGAAUAACACACAUCUGUGACCAGAACUGUAACCAGAGGAUUUUGUAUGAUAACCAUAACUCCUUUUGCAGAGUAAGCAGGCAGGUCUUUCCUCUUUCACCAGCAGAACAGCAGGCAGUUAGAGGAGUUCGGAGGAAGCUUGAAGCAGAGAACUCUGAUGGCUGUGCUUUUAAGCGCAGGCGAGAUGCCCAGCUGCAUCCUCCUCCUUUUGAGAGGUCUUUCACUGUGGUGUCUCCAAUCUGCAGUCAAGUUGGAGAUGGCAUGGACAUGAGUUAAUGCUCAGUAGUCCCAUUUCCAUUUCUUUUUCUUUUUCCACCUUCCUUUGCUCCCUUUGCGAUGCAUAUUAAGAGUGUCCUUCCUCUAUUGAGACUUGGAAGUGAACCAAAUAUGUUAUGGACAUGUUGUGAAACUCUUAAAAAUCCUUUGUAGUACCAUCCAAGUGGAAUGGUCGUAUUCUAACUGUUUAACAUUUCAUUAGAACCUACAACAGAUUUGACUGCCAUUCAUGGAUGUUCUUUUUUAAUAGAAUGUUUCAAGCAAUCAGAUUAGAUCUACUAUUUCUUUCAAGCAGUAUGUUGAUUCAUAAUUUAGACAGAGGGCCUUCUAAAGCAACUGUCAUCAUUUUUAGCUUUGAUUAGAUGAUCCAGAUGGUAUUAUAUGUUGACAUCUUUGCUUCCAUGUUCUCUUGAUGAACUGCAAUUUUAAUGCUCUGUAAUACUGUCCUUGGUACAUGUGUUUGGGUCAUGGUUAUCCUUUCUUAAUGCCUUUAUGUUGAAAGUAUGCUUUAUUUUCUAUUGUUAGUUUUGGGCAUCAUUUAAUCUGCUUAUGUGUUAGAUCCUUUGUGUGGAAUUUGUCUGCUGCAACAGUGGUAUUAUUAUCUACAACUGACUUGAAUUGACAGGUUUUGGCAGUCCACUUGAUGUAUUCCUAUUGUUUUGUUCUGGUAAAACUUUAUUUAUCUAUUUAUUUAUUUUAUUGUGUCUCUUAGCUAGUUGCAGCCUUGCAGGUUGUUGAUGAAAUAUUUUUAUAUAUGACACGAAUCUUUUGCUUCCCAUGUUGAUAUUUGUGAACAUUUCAAAUUAUUUUGCAGGAUAAUUCGGGCUUGAAGCUCAGGAGAACUGAAAAAUAAUGUUUAGUUAAUCGUUUUUCAUUUCAAUAUGUGGAAACUCUAACCUUAUGUCUUGCAUUUUGAAGGUACAAAAAGGAUGAUUCCUAUCACGUAGCUUGUCACAACACUGAGAUAGUUGAUUCCUGCUCAAAGCUCAUAAGAAUUCCUUCUAGCAGAUUCUCCUAACAUUAUGUACAAUUAUCAAGGAGCUUAACCACAGCGUGGCAAGGCAGCAAUGGUUCUUUUAAAUGCUGCAAAGUUUUAAGAGGAAAUCCUAGUGGGUGGUUUGAUCUCAUUAAGCAUACCAUGGUUGGACUGCAUUGAAACUAGAGUCAUUUUGUCCUGAGCUUGUUUAAAUUCUUAACAUAUACUUGACAUGUUUUGAGGCUCUCGCUGUGCUCUUGGAUGCUUCAGGCUGUGCUGUAAAGGUGGUCAUGGUGAUGUUUUCCAUUGAUAAUAUCAUCUCCUGCUUGAGCUUUCACCGCCUUUACUGUUUUCUAAGAACUGUGAAGCUUGACUUUGUACUCUAGGAUGGUCACUCUUGAUGUAUUCUCAAGUCUCAUUUGUAUAUCUGUUUAUUGCACACUUUUUAUCUGAACAUCUUGUUGAUGAUGAUAAAGUUGUUUAUUGCAGAAGACUUUUUGUAUUAUGGUUACAUAUUAUACAUUAUCUUUUAUGUGGA